Molecule: messenger RNA, 762 nt
Organism: Aspergillus steynii IBT 23096
Lineage: Eukaryota; Fungi; Ascomycota; Eurotiomycetes; Eurotiales; Aspergillaceae
Product: lytic polysaccharide monooxygenase auxiliary activity family 9 protein
Exons: 3
Coding region: 1-762 (253 amino acids)
Source: RefSeq, a predicted model, not a curated record
AUGAAGUACUCUGCCGCUGUUGCCAUUACCGCUGCGUUGGCCCAGUCCGCCUCGGCCCACUACAUCUUCAGCAAGCUGGUCUUGAAUGGCGUGGCGUCCGAAGACUGGCAGUAUAUUCGUCAGACCACUCGCACCGAGAAUUACAUGCCCACCAAGUUUUCUAACACCUUCGACAACCUGACCCCCAAGGACAACGAUUUUCGCUGCAACUUGGGUUCGUUUAGCAAUGCUGCCAAGACCGAGGUCGCCGACGUCGCUGCUGGCGAUAAAAUUGCCAUGAAGCUGUUCUACGAUGGCAGCAUCGCUCACCCUGGUCCCGGUCAAGUUUAUAUGUCCAAGGCACCCUCCGGUAACGUCAAGGAGUAUGAGGGCGAUGGCGAUUGGUUCAAGAUCUGGGAGAAAACCCUGUGCAAUGAAAGCGGUGAUCUGACCACCGAUGCGUGGUGUACCUAUGGCAGCUCGGAGUUGGAGUUCCAGAUCCCGGAGGAUACCCCGGCCGGCGAGUACCUGGUUCGCGCCGAGCACGUUGGCCUGCACGGUGCGCAUGAAAACGAGGCGGAGUUUUUCUACAGCUGCGCUCAAGUCAAGGUCUCCGGCUCCGGCAACGGCUCGCCUAGUGAGACCUACGAGAUCCCGGGCCUCUACAACGAUAACAUGAAGCUGUUCAACGGUGCCAACCUCUGGAUGAACUCCGCCGAUGAGCUCAAGGCCUACAUUCAGGAUACCCCAAUCGGCGAUGCUGUCUGGGGCAGCUCGAACUAA